Messenger RNA from Stegodyphus dumicola, 3045 nucleotides. RefSeq names its product sodium- and chloride-dependent GABA transporter 1-like. Gene Ontology annotation, molecular function: amino acid:sodium symporter activity. The record is from RefSeq and is a predicted model, not a curated record. Lineage: Eukaryota; Metazoa; Arthropoda; Arachnida; Araneae; Eresidae. Gene Ontology annotation, cellular component: plasma membrane. Gene Ontology annotation, biological process: nitrogen compound transport; amino acid import across plasma membrane; sodium ion transmembrane transport.
GCCUUCUAGUUUUUGAAUCAAAUCUUCUGAUGUUUACGGCCGGAAAGGUUUGUUUUUUGAGCUGCGCGCUAAAUAGAAUGAGCGGCUCGUCGCGGUAGUUUGUAGCGGCUGGUUUGUAGCGAUGGAUAAGUCACCUGUUGAUCGUGGAGGCAAAAACUGGAAAUUCAAAUCUGACGAAGAUAUUGCACCGCGCUCACCGGGUGCUAAUGCUAAAUUAUUGCCGAAAUCAAAGAAUAUUGAUAUUCGUCCGGCACGAUCUCGUACUCCAGAUGCAAAAUCUCCUCCGAAGUUUUAUCUGCCUGGCUCACCUGUUUUAGAAGUGAAAUCGCGAUUUACCUUUGGAACGUCUACUGAGUGUUUACCUAGCGGCGAUCAAAAGCUGAUAGCAGAACAAGACGGAUUGGUUCGAACUUCUUCGUUCAUAUCUCAUCCUUCUCCUUUCAAAUUCCAUGAUGUUGAAAGCUUUCCUAAAAGUGUUCCUUUUGGCCGCAGUCGCAGAAUGUCCCGCUCAUUACCUGAAUUACGAGAUAUUCAAUUUGUUUCUGUGUUACCUGAUGUGGAGGAAGAAGAAUCUGAUUCAUCUGAGUAUCCAGCAGGGGAAGAAGUUGUUGUUGAAAAGCCUACAAGAAUGCCAUGGCAUAGAAAACUAGAUUUCUUGUGGUGUUGUGUUUGUCAAGCUUUAGGAUUAAGCAAUAUUUGGCGAUUUCCAUAUUUCUGUUACAGCAAUGGUGGUGGUUCAUUUGUGCUGCCAUACUUGGUAUUUAUGCUUGUAUGUAGUAUUCCUUUUUUGUGUAUGGAACUGGCCAUUGGACAGGCAACCCAGUCUGGACCAAUAUCAGCGAUUGGGCAAAUUUGCCCAUUAAUGAAAGGUAUUGGUGUUGCAAGCAUGAUGAUUUCAUUUUGGCUUACUGCCUGUUUUAGUGUAUUAACCUCUUGGACAAUGUUCUACACAUUCAAUUCUUUUUAUUCUCCACCUCGAUGGACCCGUUGUACCAAUACUUGGAACAGUGACUCAUGUCAUGAUUCAGUCCAUUCUAUUCUGCAUUUAGCAUCUCCUAGUGACGAAAAAACUUCUAAAGUUACAAACUCAUUUGAUCCUGCUGCAAAUAAUUCCAGCAUGGUCACAUCACCUCUCCCAAACUUUUAUAUUGAUGAUGUUCCUGCUGCUUCACAAACUGGAAAUUUGUCACAUAUGAAUGUAAUGGAUGAAAAAUUUAUUGUAAAUAUAUCACAUCCAGCAGUUGAAUUUUUGAAUGUGAAAAUGCUGGAGAAAAGUAAUAGCAUUGAAGAAUCUGGCGAGUUGCGUUUUGAGUUAUUGGCAUCUGUGUUAUUUGUUUGGAUACUGACUUACUUUGCUCUUCGCAAGACGGAUUUUUUUAGAGGGACUACCAUCUACAUUUUGACUAUAGUUUCUUAUAUACUUCUCUUUAGUAUUUUUCUACGAACUGUAGCCCUGGAAGGUGCUAAAAAUGGACUCAGACUUCUUUUUCAACCUGAUUGGGACCAAAUGGUUAGCCCUAGGGUGUUACUGUAUGCUCUAGCCCAGUCAUUCCAUUCAUUGGGUGUUGUUUUAGGACCAAGCAUUGUAAUGGGAUCCUGCCAUAAGCAGCACAACAAUAUUUUAAGGGAUACAAUUGUGCUAACAGUUGUCACUUUAUUAACUGUUUUAAUGGUUGGAUGUAUUACCUUUGCCACUAUAGGCCACUUAGCAUUUAAAACAAAUAAGCCAUUCUUUGAAGCUUUAAGUGAUGAUCCUGGCAAUGUUUUUGUUAUUUAUUCAAUUGUGAUUGGUUCUAUGCCUCUGCCUUCAUGCUGGGGUGUACUUUUCUUUAUUGUACUUUUGUGUCUGGGUUUAGAUUCUGAGAUAAAGCUGAUGGCAACUUUAAUAUCAGCAUUAAAAGAGGCUUAUACAUAUUAUAUCAAGCAGAGAUUUCAAGGACAUUCUAUGUUUUUAGCUGUCAUUUGUGGAUUUUGCUUCUUUGCUUCUAUACCAUAUUUAACUCAGGCUGGAAUUUUUUUCUUCCAACUGACUGACCAUUAUAUUGCAGUGAUAGCUACAACUGUAGUAGCACUCUUUGAAAUUUGCACUUUAAGUUGGCUAUAUGGAGCUUCAAAUCUCUCUUCAUGCAUUCAACAAAUGACUGCCAAAACACCUUCAUAUUUUUACCAAUUCUCUUGGAUGAUAUUGAGCCCUGUGACUAUAUUGACGGUAUUAGGUUAUGGUUGUAUUAAGAUGAGUGGUUCUGUCAUUAGAAAAGGUUAUGACUAUCCUGAUUGGGCCCACAUAUUGGGAUGGGUUUUAUUUGGACUUACUUUAUGUUGGAUUCCAUUCCUUGCCAUAGCAGCUUAUAGAAAAGCUCCAAAAUCAAGUAUUAUGCAGAGAUUAAAGACCACUAUUCAGCCUAGAAUUCGAAGUCAUUCUGAAGCAAUGUGGCAAACCAAACCAGUGAUCAUAUUAAAUGGUUCAACUGUUACUGCUUCAGAAUUUCCAGAUUAUAAGCUUCCUGAGCUACCAACAGUACCUAAUGCAGUACAAUCAUAUGUGGAUAAACAUUCAUCAAUGACUCAGAAUGCUGAGUCAGCAUUUUAGCUGUAUUAUAUUUUGUAAUAUUUUAUUGGUGCAUUUUAAGCCUCAACUUUUUUACAUUUAGUCAUUACUAGAGUCUAACUUUUUAUUUUAAUGCAUUGUUGUGUAUAAUUAGUUUAGUUUAAAACAUAAGAUUCAACUUAUUUAAAAGUGUAGUAUUUAGUGCCAAAAGUUCAUUAAGAUAAAUAAGUGGCAUAAUAUUUUCAUCACAUACGAACAUGAAGUAUAAUAUUUUGUUUAGACGUGGCUGCCUGUUCAUAGUAUACAAAACAUACAAAUACUUGUUUUAAUAUUUUUUUUUAUUUCAAAGUUUUACAAAAUAAAUCAGCACAAAAAUUCAUAUCUAAAUUAUCUAUAUAAAGCUAUGAUGCCAAUAUACUAUUUGGUUUAUGAAUUCAGUAUUAUAUACAAUCUUUAAAAUUUAUAACAAAACAAAACAAAAAAAAAAAAAAAAAAAA